Homarus americanus (American lobster) is the source of this 7536-nucleotide messenger RNA. Its product is annotated as serine/arginine repetitive matrix protein 2-like. Lineage: Eukaryota; Metazoa; Arthropoda; Malacostraca; Decapoda; Nephropidae. The record is from RefSeq and is a predicted model, not a curated record. The coding region runs from base 1 to 7536 and encodes 2511 amino acids. The transcript is spliced from 10 exons.
AUGAGGCUUCUAUGGUACAUUAAGUCUCGCAAUGGUACCAUGAGGUCUCGCUAUGAGCUACCUCAAACUACACCCAGAGCAACUGGCCAAGAGCCACCUCCAAACUACGCAAGCUGCUUCCAGGCUGCCCUGAAGCUGACCAGAGCGCAUCAGAGCUGCCUGAGCUGCCGCAGAGCUGUCAGAGCUGCAGAGCACCAUCAGAGCUGCCCCAAACCAGCCAUGAGCUGCACACCCCAGGCAACCGCAGGCUGCCGCAGAGCUGCUGCAGAGCUGCCCCCAGACAGCCGCCAGGCUGCCCCAGGCAACCGCGGGCUGCCGCCAGGCAACCGCGAGCAAGCCGCCAGACUGCCGCCAGGCAACCGCAGAGCUAAGCUGAGGCCCGCAGGCUGCCGCCAGGCUGCCGCCAGGCUGCCGCAGAGCUGCCGCAGAGCUGCCGCCGGUGCCGCGGAGCUGCCGCAGAGCUGCCGCCAGAGCUGCCGCCAGGCUGCCGCCAGGCUGCCGCAGGCUGCCGCCAGGCUGCGCCGGAAACGCGCGGGCUGCGCCAGGCUGCCGCAGGCUGCCGCGUGCCCCAGGCUGCCGCCGGGCUGCCGCGGAGCUGCCGCCAGGCUGCCGCCAGGCUGCCGCGGAGCUGCCGCAGGCUGCCGCCAGGCUGCCGCGGAGCUGCCCCAGGCUGCCGCGGGCUGCCGCCGACGCGCAGGCUGCCGCCAGGCGCCGCAGGGCUGCCGCGGGCUGCCGCCAGGCUGCCGCGGGCUGCCGCGGGCUGCCGCGGGCUGGCGACUGACGCCGCAGGCUGCCCCAGGCAACCGCGAGCUGCCGCCAGGCUGCCGCCGGGCUGCCGCCAGGCUGCCGCAGGCUGCCCCGGAGCUGCCGCAGGCUGCCGCCGGAGCUGCGCCGGGCUGCCAGGCUGCCGCCAGGCUGCUGCCAGGCUGUGCCGGAGCUGCCGCGGAGCUGCCGCCAGGCUGCCGCAGGCUGCCGCGGGCUGCCCCAGGCUGCGCCGGAGCUGCCGCCAGGCUGCCGCAGGCUGCCGCGGGCUGCCGCGGAGCUGCCCCCGGAGCUGCCGCAGAGCUGCCGCCGGAGCUGCCGCCAGGCUGCCGCAGGCUGCCCCAGGCAACCGCAGGCUGCCGCGGAGCUGCCGCAGGGCUCGCCGCCAGGCUGCGCCAGGCUGCCGCAGGCUGCCCAGGCAGCCGCAGGCUGCCGCCAGAGCUGCCCCAGGCUGCCGCAGACUGCCGCCAGGCCUGCCAGGCUGCCGCCAGGCUGCCCCCAGACUGCCGCCAGGCUGCCGCAGGCUGCCGCCAGGCUGCCCCAGACAGCCAGAGCUGCCGCCAGACUGCCGCCCAGGCUACCGCCAGGCUGCCCCCAGGCUACCGCAGGCUGCCGCAGGCUGCUGAGCUGCCGCCAGGCUGCCGCAGGCUGCCCAGGCCUGCCAGGCUGCCCCCAGGCAACCGCAGGCUGCCGCAGGCUGCCCAGGAGCUGCCCCCAGGCAACCGCAGAGCUGCCCAGAGCUGCCGCAGGCUGCCCAGAGCAGCCCGCAGGCUGCCGCCAGGCUGCCGCAGGCUGCCGCAGGGCUGCCGCCCAGGCCCACCCAGGCUGCCCCGCCAGGCCUGCCCCAGGCAAGCCGCCAGGCUGCCCGCGGAGCUGCCGCCAGGCUGCCAGGCUGCCCCCAGGCUGACCGCAGGCUGCCGCAGGCUACACAGGCCAGCCAGAGCUGCCGCCAGACUGCCGCAGGCUGCCGAGCUGCACCCAGGCGCUGCCCCCCAGGCUGCCAUGAGCUGCUGGCUGCCAGGCUGCCGCAGGCUGCCAGGCCAAUACAGGACACCGCCAGGCUGCCCCAGGCUGCCGCAGGCUGCCAGGGCUGCCCCGCAGGCUGUGCCGCCAAGCUACCUUGAGCCACUGCCGGGCUGCCGCCAGAGCUACCCCCAAACAACCGCAGAGCAACCGCCAGGCAACCGCAGGCAAACUGCCAAAGCAACCGCAAACUACCCCAGGCGCACCGAGCUGCCCGCAGCAACCGCAGAGCAAGCCGCAAACUGCCCUGCCAGACUGCCGCAAACAACCGCAAACUGCCGCCAAACUGCCCCAAGCAACCGCAGAGCUGCCGCAGACUACCGCCAGACUGCCGCCAGUGACCGCCAGGCUGCCCCAGGCAACCGCAGGCAACCGCCAAACUGCCCCCAAACCAACCGCAAGCAACCACCAAGCUACCGCAGGCUGCCGCCAGGCAACCGCCAGAGCAACCGCCAGGCAACCGCAAACCAACCGCCAGAGCUGCCGCAAACAACCGCCAGGCACCGCCAGAGCUACCGCAAACUGCCCACCACGCCAAACAACCGCCAAACACAACCGCAAACUACCCCAAACAACCGCCAACUACCAGGCAACCGCGAAGCAACCGCCAGGCUGCCCCAGAGCAAGCCGCCAGAGCUGCCGCCGAGCAACCGCAGGCAACCGCGGGCUGCCCCAGGCAACCGCAGAGCAACCGCCGAGCCAACCGCAGAGCAACCGCAGAGCUACCGCAAACAACCGCCAGAGCUGCCGCCAGCAGCCGCAAACUGCCGCAAAGCUGCCGCAGGCAACCGCAAGGCAACCGCAAACUACCCCAGAGCAACCACUGCCCAGAGCAACCGCAAACUACCACCAAGCAACCCCAAACUGCCAAACUGCCGCAAACUGCCUGCCAAGCAACCGCCAAACUACCCCCAAACUACCGCAAACCGCAAGCUACCGCCAGAAACUGCCACCAGAGCUGCCACCAAGCUGCCCCCAAACAACGCAGGCUGCCGCAAGCAACCGCAAACUACCGCAAACUACCCGCAAACUGCCGCCAAACCCUGCAAACUACCCCAGGCAGCCGCGAGCUGCCCACCCAGGCUGCCGCAGGCUGCCCCAGGCAGCCCCAGGCUACUGAGACUACCGCAGGCAACCGCAGGCUACGAACUGACCGCUGACCACCGCCAGGCAACCCGCAGAGCUACCCUGGGCACCAGGCAACCGCAGAGCUACCCCCAGGCAACCGCAGAGCUACCGCCCAGAGCUGCCGCCGACAACCGCCAGGCUGCCGCCAGGCAACCGCAGGCUGCCCCAAAGCAACCGCAGGCAACCGCAAACAACCGCAAGCUGCUGCACCAAGCAACCGCAGAGCUGCCCCAAGCAACCCGCAAGCAACCGCCAGAGCUGCCGCCAGAGCAGCCGCAAUCUGCCCCCAAGCAACCGCCAAAGCUGCCCCAAACAACCGCCAGCCGCCAAACGACCGCAAACUGCCGCCAGGCAGCCGCCAGGCUACUGAGCAACCGCCAGGCAACCGCCAGAGCUACCCCAGGCAACCGCAGAGCUACCCCAAACAACCGCAGGCAACCGCAAACUGCCGCCAAACAACCGCCAAACUACCCCAAACAACCGCAAACAACCGCAAACUACCGCAAACAACCACCGACUACCCCAAACAACCGCAAACUGCCCCAAACAACCGCCAGGCAACCGCAGAGCUGCCGCAGACAACCGCAAGCUGCCCCCAGGCAACCGCAGGCAACCGCAAGCUGCACCCAAACAGCCGCAAACUGCCCCAAACAACCGCAGGCAACAGACAACCGCAAACAACCGCAAACAACCGCAGAGCAACUAGCCAAGCAGCCACCGAGCUACCCCAGACAACCGCCAAACCGCAGGCUACUGAGCAGGACCGCCGAGCUGCCCCAUGAGCAACCGCCAGGCAACCGCAGGCUGCCGCAAACAACCGCAGGCACACUAGGCAACCGCAGACAACCGCAAACCAGCCACGGUAACCGCAGGCUACCCCGAGGCGCGAGCUGCCCCAAAGCAACCGCAGGCAACCGCCAGAGCUGCCGCCAAGCAACCGCAGGCUGCACAAGCAACCGCCAGGCAACCGCCGAGCAACCGCAGGCAAACCGCAGCAACCGCAAACUACCCCAAACAGCCACCAGGCUACCCAAACUACCGCAAGCAACCGCAGAGCAACCGCCAAACUGCCCCCGAGCAACCGCCGACCUGCCAAACAACCCCAGACAACCGCAAACUGCCGCAAACAACGCCGACUACCCCAAACAGCCGCAAACUACCGCAAACUGCCGCAGGCUGCUGCCCGACAACGCCAAACUGCCCCCCAAACUGCCGACAUGCGCCAGGCUCGCCACCGACAGCCGCCAAACAGCCGCCCAAACCGCCACCGGCGAAGCCGCAGGCUGCCCCGAACCAACCGCAGGCUACCGCGAAGCAACCGCCAAGCUGACCGCCAGGCUGCCCCAGAACUGCCGCCAGGCUGCGCCAGGCAAGCCGCCAGGCUGCUGCCAGAGCUGCCGCAGGCUACCGCAGGCAACCGCCGCAAGCUGCCGAGCAACCGCAAGCUGCCGCCAAGCAACCGCCAAGCUGCCGCAAGCUGCCGCAGAGCUGCGCAGGCAACCGCAGAGCUGCCCGACAACCGCAGGCUGCGCAGGCAGCCGCCAGGCUGCCCCAGGCUGCAGGCAAUCCAGACUGCCGCCAGGCCUGCCGCCAGGCAACCGCAGUGACCGCCAGGCAACCGCCAGGCUGCCGAGCAACCGCCAGGCUGCCAAACGACCGCCGGGCGACGCAAGAGCUACCGCGAACCGCAGGCUGCCGCCGAGCUGCCGCAGGCAACCGCAGGAGCUGCCCCAGACGACCGCCAGGCUGCCGCCAGGCUGCCGCCAGGCUGCCGCAGGCAACCGCAGGCUGCCCAGGCAACCGCCAGACGAGCCGCAGGCUGCCCCAGAACUGACCGCCAGGCUGCGCCCAGGCAACCGCAGGCUACCCCGGGCUGCCCCGACAACCGCCGAACUGGCGCUGACGCCUGGCUGCCGCAAGCAGCCGCCAGGCUGCCCCCAGGCUGCCGCAGGCGACGCCAGACUGCCUGGGCUGCGCAAGCAACCGCAGGCUGCCGCAGGCUGCCUGAGCUGCCCGCAGACAGCCGCCGACGACCGCCAGGCUGCCCCCAGACUACCGCAGGCUGCCGCCAGAGCUGCCUGGGCUCGCAGACGACCGCAGAGCUGCCGCGAACCGACCGCCAGGCUACUGAGCGGCGCAGGCAGCCGCCAGGCACCACCAGACUGCCAGGCUGCCGCAGGCUCACCCAGACUAGCGCAGGCACCGCAGGGCGAAAAACGCCGCAAACCAGCCGCCGGGCAACCGCAGAGCUGCCUGAAGCUGCCGCAGGCAAGCCGCCAGGCAAACCGCCAGGCUGCCCUGAAGACCUGCCGCAGGCUGCCACCAGGCUACCAGACCAACCGCGGCAACCGCAGGCAACCGCCAGGCUACCUCAAACAGCCGCCGGGCUGCCGCCAGGCUGCCUGGGCACCGCCCCAGAACCAAGACUGGAGCUGCCGUGAGCUGCCGCCAGGCUGCCGCCAGGCUGCCGCCAGGCUGCCCCCAGGCUGCCGCCAGGCUGCGCAGGCUGCCCCAGGGCAAGCCGCAGGCUACCGCAGACUGCCGCCAGGCUGCCAGGCUGCCGCCGAUGCGCAGGCUGCCGCCAGGCUGGGCUGCGCAGGCUGCCGCCAGGCUGCCGCAGAGCUGCCGCCAGGCAAGCCGCAGGCUGCCCCAGGCUGCCGCAGGCUGCCGCAGGCGGCGGGCCUGCGCCAGACUGCCGCCAGGCUGCCGCCAGGCUGCCGCCAGGCUGCCGCCGGAGCUGCCGCCAGACGACCGCAGGCUACGCCAGCUGCCGCACAGGCUGCUGCGCCGCCCAGAGCUGCCGCAGGCAGCCGCCAGGCUGCGCAGGCUGCCGCAGGCCCGACCGCCAGGCUGCCGCACCAGGCUGCCGCCAGACGGUGCCAGGCCAGAGCUGCCGCGAAUGCGCAGGCUGCCGCCAGGCUGCCGCCAGGCUGCCGCCAGGCAACCGCAGGCUGCCGCCCCCAGGCUGCCGCAGGCAACCGCCAGAGCUGCCCCAGGCUGCCGCCAAACCAGCUGCCGGGCUGCCCCAGAGCUGCCUGCCGGCGACGCAGAGCUGCCCGGCUGCCGCAGGCAACCGCAGGCUACCGCGAAGCUGCCCCGCACCAGGCUGCCGCCAGGCAACCGCAGGGCAGCCGCCGGGCAGCGCACAAGGCUGCCCCAGGCGACCGCCGAAACCCGGCCGCCAGAGCUACCCAGGCUGCCGCAGGCAACCGCAGAGCUACCCCCAGGGCUGCCGCAGAACAACCGCCAGGCUGCCCCAGGCUGCUGCAGGCAACCGCAGACAACCGCCAGAGCUACCGCAGGCAGCCGCCCCAGGCGUGCCGGUGCCCCAGGCAACUUGCCCCAGGCCUGCCGCCAGGCAGCCGCCAGGCUACCCCCAGGCUGCCGCGAGCGACCGCGGAGCUGCCCCAGGCCCUGCCGCGAACCGACCGCCGACUACUGGCUGCCAUGAGCAACCGCCAGGCUACCGAGCUACGCGGCACGCAAACAACCGCAGGCAACCGCAAGCUGACCGCAGGCUACCGCCAGGCUACUGAGCUACUGCCGGCAACCGCAGAGCUGCUGAGCUGCCCCCAGGCAACCGCAGGCUGCGCCAGACAACCGCAGAGCGACCGCAAGCUACCCCAGGCUGCCGCCAGGCAACCGCAAACAACCGCCAACUGCCCAGGCAACCGCCAAACGACGCAAGCAACCGCAGAGCCUGCCGCCGCAGAGCUGCCAGGCUGCCGCCCAAACUGCCCGAGCUGCCGCAGGCAACGCCAGAGCUGCCCACAGGCCCCACGAGCAGCCGCGGGCUGCCUCCCGACAACCGCCGAGCAACCGCAGGCUGCCGCAGAGCUGCCGCAACUGACCGCGAACUGCCGCAGACUGCCGCCAGGCAACCGCAGGCAACCGCCAAGGCAACCGCCGAAGCUGCCUGAAGCUGCCGCCAGGCUGCAUGCCAGGCUGCGCAGAACCGCCAGGCUACUGCCAGACAACCGCAGAGCGACCCGCAAGCUGCGCGCUGACACGAGCUGCCGCCGGGCCAACCGCAGGUGCCGCGGUACGCUGAGCCGCCAGGCACAGGCAACCGCCAGGCAACCGCCAGGACUGCCGCAAACCGCAGGUUGCACCGGCUACGCUGAAACUGCCGCCAGAGCUGCCCCUGAGCAACCGCCAGAGCUGCCGCAGACAACCGCAGGCAACCGCAGGCUGCCGCCAGGCUACCUGGGCCGCGACUGCCCCACAACCACUGAAGCAACCGCAGGCUGCGCAGAACUACCGCAGGUGCCGCAGAGCUGCGCUGAAGCUGCUCGGGGCUACUUCCCAAACGGCCGCAAGAACACGCGAGCAACCGCAGAGCAACCGCCGGCACUGAGCAACCGCAAGCUGCCCCGAGCAACCGCCAGAGCAACCAAACUGCCCCCAGAGCAACCGCCAGAGCAACCGCAGGUGCCGCAGAGCCACCUGGCUGCCAGGCUCCGCAGGCUCCGCAGGCAACCGCGCAGGCUGCCGCAGAGCUGCCGCCAAACAACCGCCAGACUGCCGCCCAAACAGCCGCAGGCUACGCCAGAGCCCCCCAAACUGCCGCAGGCUGCCCCAGAGCAACCGCCGAAGCAACCGCAGGUGCCGCAAACUGCCUAA